Polyodon spathula (Mississippi paddlefish) is the source of this 9215-nucleotide messenger RNA. Its product is annotated as mucin-2-like. The coding region runs from base 114 to 8612 and encodes 2832 amino acids. Lineage: Eukaryota; Metazoa; Chordata; Actinopteri; Acipenseriformes; Polyodontidae. The record is from RefSeq and is a predicted model, not a curated record. The transcript is spliced from 3 exons.
AAAGGACUGGGUGCAGUUGUCAGUCAGCUUGAAACUGGAGCUCAGACUGUGCUAGGAUUUACUGUGAAGCAGUUCAAGCUUUAGAUCCACCAAACAACAAAGCAGAUAACACCAUGGGAGGCAAGCAGAGCAGGAAGGAGGAUGAGUAUAACUUCAGCGACCCAAACAACAGAGAGGAAAGCCAAGAAGAGAAGCAACAUGAGUCCCAGAAUGAAGACAAAGCUAGUGAGUCAGGUCUUGCUUCUGCAGGGGCUGCAAUGGAGCAGAUUGUACAAGUUGAUGGCACUCCGCCUUCUAAGGACACUUUAAAAGAAAAAGUGGAGGAGAAGUCUGACAAACCUGUAAGUCAAGAAGCUAAAGGAACUCCAGAACAAAAAGCAGUCAAAGAAAGCAAGCCAUCUACCAGUGACACAAAACCCAGUGAACCUAGAGCAGAAAAAGAGCGAAAUGUAAACAAGGAAAAUACUUCAGGGGAAAAGCCAAAUAAAUCAUCCAGUCAAGAAGCAGAAACAGCUGCCCCAAUCACAGAAAAGCCUGUGGUUGAACACACUGAGGUAAAAGAAAUAAACCCCAUUUCCCGGACUACAGCUAAAGUGAAGCCUCAAAGCAACUCCACCAACAGCACCAAAGAGAAAACAACUACAAUUUUCAGCUCAAAGGUUGAAUGCUCUGUUACUGAGCAUGCUGAUAAGACCUCAACAGACUGCAGCCCAGCACUGAAAAUGGGGCAGGUGCCUGUCCCAGUCAAAGAAGUGGAACCAAAGCCUGCUCCAGAGAAAGCAGUGGAGCCAGAGCAUGCCCCAGUGAAAGUUCAGGUGCCGACACCUACCAGAGUGAAAGCUGAGGUUACUGAACCUAACUCAAUGAAAGCUGAGGGACCUGCUCCUACCACAGUGAAUGCUGAAGUGCCUGCUCCUACACCAGUGAAAGCUGAAGUGCCUGCACCUACCCAAGUGAAAGCUGAGGUUCCUGCACCCAUACCAGUGCAAGCUGAGGUUCCUGCACCUACCCCAGUGAAAUUUGAAGUCCCUGCUCCUACCCCAGGCAAGGCUGAGAUUCCUGCACACAAACCAGUGAAAUUUGAGGUUCCUGCACCCAAACCAGCGCAAGCUGAGGUUCCUGCGCCCAAACCAGUGCAAGCUGAGGAUCCUGCACCCAAACCAAUGACAGCUGAGAAGCCUGCACCUACCGCAGUAAAAGAUGAGAUGCCUGCACUCAAACCAGUGCAAACUGAGGUUCCUGCACCCAAACCAGUGAAAGUUGAGGUUCCUGCUCCCAAACCAGUGAAAGUUGAGGGUUCUCCACCCAAACCAGUGACAGCUGAAAAGCCUGACCCUACUGCAGUGAAGGAUAAUGUUCCUGCUCCCAAAACAGUGAAAGCUGAGUUGCCUGCACCUACCCCAGUGAAAGCUGAGGAUCCUGCACCCAAAUUAGUGAAAGCUGAGGACCCUGCACCCAAAUCAGUGAUAGCUGAGGUGCCUGCACCUACCCCAGUGAAAGCUGAGGUGGCAGCACCUACCCCAGUGAAAGCUGAGGUGCCUGCUCAUACCCAAGUCAAGGCUCAGAUUCCUGCACUCAAACCAGUGAAAUCUGAGGUUCCUGCACCAAAACCAGUGCAAGCUGAGGUUCCUGCGCCCAAACCAGUGCAAGCUGAGGUGCCUGCUCCUACCCCAGUGAAAGAUGAGAUACCUGUGCUCAAACCAAUGAAAUCUGAGGUUCCUGCACCCAAACCAAUGCAAACUGAGAUGUCUGCUCCUACCCCAGGGAAAGCUAAGGUGACUGCUCCUACCCCAGUGAAAGCUGAGGAUCCUGCUCCCAAACCAGUGAAACCUGAGGAUCCCGUACCCAAACCAAAGAAAGCUGAGGUGCCUGCACCUACCCCAGUGAAAGCUGAGGUGCCUGCACCUACCCCAGUGAAAGCUGAGGUUCCUGCGCCCAAACCAGUAAAAGCUGAGGAUCCUGCACCCAAACCAGUGAUAGCUGAGAAGCCUGCACCUACCACAGUGAAAGAUGAGAUUCCUGCACUCAAACCAGUGCAAGCGGAGGUUCCUGCGCCUACCCUAGUGAAAUUUGAGGUGUCUGCUCCUACCCCAGUGAAAGCUCAUGUGCCUGCUCCCAAACCAGUGAAAGUUGAGGAUCCUGCACCCAAACCAGUGACAGCUGAGAAGCCUGCACCUACUGCAGUGAAAGAUGAGAUUCCUGCUCCCAAAUCAGUGAAAACUGAGGAUCCUGCACCCAAACCAGUGACAGCUGAGAAGCCUGCACAUACCACAGUGAAAGAUGAGAUGCCUGUGCUCAAACCAGUGAAAUCUGAGGUUCCUGCGCCCAAAGCAGUGCAAGCUGAGGUUCCAGUGCCCAAAGCAGUGCAAGCUGAGGUUUCUGCUCCUACCCCAGUGAAAGCACAUGUGCCUGCACCUAAACCAGUGCAAGCUGAGGUUCCUGCACUCAAACCAGUGCAAACUGAGAUGUCUACUCCUAACCCAGUGAAAGCUGAGAUUCCUGCUCCCAAAUCAGUGAAAGCUGAGGAUCCUGCACCCAAAGCAGUGAAAACUGAGGUGCCUGCACCUACCCCAGUGAAAGCUGAGGUUUCUGCUCCCAAACCAUUGAAAGUUGAGGAUUCUGCACCCAAACCAGUGACAGCUGAGAAGCCUGCACCUACCAUAGUGAAAGAUGAGAUUCCUGUGCUCAAAUCAGUGCAAGCUGAGGUUCCUGCACCCAAAACAGAGAAAGCUGAGGUGCCUGAACCUACCCCAGUGAAAGCUGAGGUGCCUGCACCUACCCCAGUGAAAGCAGAGGUUCCUGCUCCCAAAGCACUGAACGUUGAGGAUCCUGCACCAAAACCAGUGACAGCUGAGAAGCCUGCACCUAAAGCAGUGAAAGAUGAGAUGCCUGCUCUCAAACCAGUGCUAGCUGAGGUUCCUGCACCCAAAUCAAUGCAAGCUGAGGUGUCUGCUCCUACCCCAGUGAAAGCUAAUGUGCCUGCUCCCAAACCAGUGAAAGUUGAGGAUCCUGCACCCAAACCAGUGACAGCUGAGAAGCCUGUACCUACCGCAAUGAAAGAUGAGAUUCCUCCUCCCAAAUCAGUGAAAGCUGAGGAUCCUGCACCCAAACCAGUGACAGCUGAGAAGACUGCACCUACCACAGUGAAAGAUGAGAUGCCUGUGCUCAAACCAGUGAAAUCUGAGGUUCCUGCACCUAAACCAGUGCAAGCUGAGGUUCCUGCACCCAAACCAGUGCAAACUGAGAUGUCUACUCCUACCCCAGUGAAAGCUGAGAUUCCUGCUCCCAAAUCAGUGAAAGCUGAGGAUCCUGCACCCAAACCAGAGAAAGCUGAGGUGCCUGCACCAACCCCAGUGAAAGCUGAGGUUUCUGCUCCCAAACCCUUGAAAGUUGAGGAUUCUGCACCCAAACCAGUGAAAGCUGAGAAGCCUGCACCUAAAGCAGUGAAAGAUGAGAUGCCUGCGCUCAAACCAGUGCAAGCUGAGGUUCCUGCACCCAAAUCAAUGCAAGCUGAGGUGUCUGCUCCUACCCCAGUGAAAGCUAAGGUGCCUGCUCCAAAACCAGUGAAAGUUGAGGAUUCUGCACCCAAACCAGUGACAGCUGAGAAGCCUGCACAUACCACAGUGAAAUAUGAGAUUCCUGCGCUCAAACCAGUGGAACCUGAGAUUCCUGAGCUCAAACCAGUGCAAGCUGAGGUUCUUCAACCUACCCCAGUGAAAGCUGAGGUGCCUGCUCCUACCCCACUCAAGGCUGAGAAUUCUGCACGCAUACCAGUUAAAUCUGAGGUUCCUGCACCCAAACCAGUGCAAGCUGAGGUUCCUGCACCCAAACCAGUGCAAGCUGAGGUGCCUGCACCUACCCCACUGAAAGCUGAGGUGCCUGCUCCCAAAUCAGUGAAAGUUGAGGAUCCUGCACCCAAACCAAUGACAGCUGAGAAGCCUGCACCUACCGCAGUGAAAGAUGAGAUACUUUUGCUCAAACCAGUAAAAGCUGAGGUUCCUGCACCCAAACCAGUGCAAGCUGAGGUUCCUGCACCCAAAACAAUGCAAGCUGAGGUGUCUGCUCCUACCCCAGUGAAACCUAAGGUGUCUGCUCCUAUCCAAGUGAAAGCUGAAGUUCCUGCUCCUAAACCAGUGAAGGAUGAGGUUCCUGCUCCCAAACAAGUAACAGCUGAGAAGCCUGACCCUACUGCAGUGAAAGAUGAUGUUCCUGCUCCCAAACCAGAGAAAGCUGAGGUACCUGCACCUACCCCACUGAAAGCUGAGAAUCCUGCACCCAAACCAGUGAAAACUGAGGUGCCUGCACCUACCCCAAUGAAAGCUGAGGUGCCUGCACCUACCCCAGUGAAAGCUGAGGUUCCUGCUCCCAAACUAGUGAAAGUUGAGGAUCCUGCAUCCAAACCAGUGACAGCUGAGAAGCCUACACCUACCCCAGUGAAAGAUGAAAUGCCUGUGCUCAAACCAGUGAAAUCUGAGGUUCCUGCACCCAAACCCAUGCAAGCUGAGGUUCCUGCAUCCAAACCAGUGACAGCUGAGAAGCCUGCACCUACCCCAGUGAAAGCUGAGGUGCCUGCUCCUACCCCAGUGAAAGAUGAGGUUCCUGCUCCCAAAUCAAUGCAAGCUGAGGUUUCUGCACCCAAACCAGUGCAAGCUGAGGUGAGGGCUCCUACCCCAGUGAAAGAUGAGGUUCCUGCUCCCAAACCAGUGACAGCUGAGGUGCCUACACCUACCCCAGUGAAGGUUGAGGCUCCUGCUCCCAAAUCAGAGAAAGCUGAAGUGCCUGCACCUACCCCAGUGAAAGCUGAGGUUCCUACAUCCAAACCAGUAAAAUCUGAGGUUCCUUCUCCCAAACCAGUGAAAUCUGAGGUUCCUGCUCCCAAACCAGUGACAGCUGAGAAGCCUGCACCUACUGCAGUGAAAGAUGAAAUGCCUGCGCUGAAACCAGUGAAAGAUGAGGUUCCUGCUCCCAACCCAGUGACAGCUGAGGUGCCUGCUCCUACCCCAGUGAAAGCUGAGGUUCCGGCUCCCAGACCAGUGAAAGCUGUCAUUCCUGCACCCAAACCAUUGACAGUUGAGAAGUGUGCACCUACCACAGUGAAAGAUGAGAUUCCUGUGCUCAAACCAGUGAAACCUGAGAUUCCUGCACUCAAACCAGUGAAAUCUGAGGUUCCUGCACCCAAGCCAGUGCAAUCUGAGGUUCCGGCACCCAAACCAGUGCAAGCUGAGGUAACUCCACCUACUCCAGUGCAAUCUGAGGUUCCGGAACCCAAACCAGUGCAAGCUGAGGUAACUGCACCUACUCCAGUGCAAUCUGAGGUUCCUGCUCCCAAACCAGUGACAGCUGAGAAGCCUACACCUAACACAGUGAAAGAUGAAAUGCCUGUGCUCAAACCAGUGAAAUCUGAGGUUCCUGCACCCAAUCCCAUGCAAGCUGAGGUUCCUGCAUCCAAACCAGUGACAGCUGAGAAGCCUGCACCUACCCCAGUGAAAGCUGAGGUGCCUGCUCCUACCCCAGUGAAAGAUGAGGUUCCUGCUCCCAAACCAGUGACAGCUGAGGUGCAUGCACCCAAAACAAUGCAAGCUGAGGUGUCUGCUCCUACCCCAGUGAAACCUAAGGUGUCUGCUCCUAUCCAAGUGAAAGCUGAAGUUCCUGCUCCUAAACCAGUGAAAUCUGAGGUUCCUGCACCCAAACCCAUGCAAGCUGAGGUUCCUGCAUCCAAACCAGUGACAGCUGAGAAGCCUGCACCUACCCCAGUGAAAGCUGAGGUGCCUGCUCCUACCCCAGUGAAAGAUGAGGUUCCUGCUCCCAAAUCAAUGCAAGCUGAGGUUUCUGCACCCAAACCAGUGCAAGCUGAGGUGAGGGCUCCUACCCCAGUGAAAGCUGAGGUGCCUGCUCCUACCCCAGUGAAAGAUGAGGUUCCUGCUCCCAAACCAGUGACAGCUGAGGUGCCUACACCUACCCCAGUGAAGGUUGAGGUUCCUGCUCCCAAAUCAGAGAAAGCUGAAGUGCCUGCACCUACCCCAGUGAAAGCUGAGGUUCCUACAUCCAAACCAGUGAAAUCUGAGGUUCCUUCUCCCAAACCAGUGAAAUCUGAGGUUCCUGCUCCCAAACCAGUGACAGCUGUGAAGCCUGCACCUACUGCAGUGAAAGAUGAAAUGCCUGCGCUGAAACCAGUGAAAGAUGAGGUUCCUGCUCCCAAACCAGUGACAGCUGAGGUGCCUGCUCCUACCCCAGUGAAAGCUGAGGUUCCGGCUCCCAAACCAGUGAAAGCUGUCAUUCCUGCACCCAAACCAGUGACAGUUGAGAAGUCUGCACCUACCACAGUGAAAGAUGAGAUUCCUGUGCUCAAACCAGUGAAACCUGAGAUUCCUGCACUCAAACCAGUGAAAUCUGAGGUUCCUGCACCCAAGCCAGUGCAAUCUGAGGUUCCGGCACCCAAACCAGUGCAAGCUGAGGUAACUGCACCUACUCCAGUGAAAGCUGAGGUUCCUGCUCCCAAACCAGUGACAGCUGAGAAGCCUACACCUAACACAGUGAAAGAUGAAAUGCCUGUGCUCAAACCAGUGAAAUCUGAGGUUCCUGCACCCAAUCCCAUGCAAGCUGAGGUUCCUGCAUCCAAACCAGUGACAGCUGAGAAGCCUGCACCUACCCCAGUGAAAGCUGAGGUGCCUGCUCCUACCCCAGUGAAAGAUGAGGUUCCUGCUCCAAAAUCAAUGCAAGCUGAGGUUUCUGCACCCAAACCAGUGCAAGCUGAGGUGAGGGCUCCUACCCCAGUGAAAGAUGAGGUUCCUGCUCCCAAACCAGUGACAGCUGAGGUGCCUACACCUACCCCAGUGAAGGUUGAGGCUCCUGCUCCCAAAUCAGAGAAAACUGAAGUGCCUGCACCUACCCCAGUGAAAGCUGAGGUUCCUGCAUCCAAACCAGUAAAAUCUGAGGUUCCUUCUCCCAAACCAGUGAAAUCUGAGGUUCCUGCUCCCAAACCAAUGACAGCUGAGAAGCCUGCACCUACUGCAGUGAAAGAUGAAAUGCCUGCGCUGAAACCAGUGAAAGAUGAGGUUCCUGCUCCCAACCCAGUGACAGCUGAGGUGCCUGCUCCUACCCCAGUGAAAGCUGAGGUUCCGGCUCCCAGACCAGUGAAAGCUGUCAUUCCUGCACCCAAACCAGUGACAGUUGAGAAGUCUGCACCUACCACAGUGAAAGAUGAGAUUCCUGUGCUCAAACCAGUGAAACCUGAGAUUCCUGCACUCAAACCAGUGAAAUCUGAGGUUCCUGCACCCAAACCAGUGCAAUCUGAGGUUCCGGCACCCAAACCAGUGCAAGCUGAGGUAACUCCACCUACUCCAGUGAAAGCUGAGGUUCCUGCACCCAAACCAGUGACAGCUGAGAAAUCUGUACCUACCGCAGUGAAAGAUCAGAUGCCUGUGCUCAAACCAGUGAAAUCUGAGGUUUCUGCACCCAAACCAAUGCAAGCUGAGGUGCCUGCUCCUACCCCAAUGAAAGCUGAGGUGCCUGCUCCUACCCCAGUGAAAGCUGAGGAUCCUGCACCCAAACCAGUGUCAGCGGAGAAGCCUGCCCCUACCUUAGUGAAAGAUGAGGUUCCUGCUCCCAAACCAAUGCAAGCUGAGGUUCCUGCACCCAAACCAGUGCAAGCUGAGGCGCCUGCACCUACCCCGGUGAAAGCUGAGGUGCCUGCUCCUACCCCACUGAAAGCUGAGGUUCUUGAUCCCAAACCAGUGAAAGCUGACUUUCCUGCACCCAAACCAGUGAAAUCUGCAGUUCCUGCACCCAAUCCAGAGAAAGCUGAGGUGCCUGCCCCCAAACCAGUGAAAGAUGAGGAUCCUGCACCCAAAUUAGUGAAAGUUGAGGUGCCUGUGUCUAUGCCUGCCCCCGUGAAAUUUGAGGUGCCUGCUCCCAAACCAGUGAAAGAUGAGGUUCCUGCUCCCAAACCAAUGAAAGCUGAGGUGCCUGCACCUACCCCAGUGAAAGCUGAAGAUCCUGCACCCAAACUAGUGACAGCUGAGAAGCCUGCACCUACUACAGUGAAAGAUGAGGACGCUGCUCCUAAACCAGUGAAAGCUGAGGAUCCUGCCCCCAAACCAGUGGAAAUUGAGGAUCCUGCACCCAAAUUAGUGAAAGUUGAGGUGCCUGUGUCUAUGCCUGCCCCUGUGAAAUUUGAGAUGCCUGCACCUACCCCAGUGAAAGCUGAGGUUCCUGCGCCCAAACCAGUAAAACCUGAGGAUCCUGCACCCAAACCAGUGAUAGCUGAGAAGCUUGCACCUACCACAGUGAAAGAUGGGGUGCCUGCUCCCAAACCAGUAAAAUCUGAGGUUCCUGCACCCAACCCUGUGAAAGUUGAGGUGCCUGCACUUACCCCAGUGAAAUUAGAGAAUCCUGCACCUAUCCCUCUGAAAGAUGAGGUUCCUGUGCCCAAACCAGUGAAAGCUGAGGAUCCUGCGCCCAAAUCAGUGAAAGCCGAGGAUCAUUCGCCCAAACCAGUGAAAGCGGAGGUGCCUGCACCUACCCCAGUGAAAGUUGAGAAGCCUGCACCUGCCCUAGUCAAGGCAAAACCUGAGGAUAUUGCUGUACAAGAAAGCAUGAAGAAACCUAAGUAGAACAGACUUCUGUCCUCAGUCAGGAAAGUGUCCUUCUAGCCUUUCCUUCUCCACCACCAUCAAAGGCAGUACCUUCAGAUUAAAUCUUAAAGCAGCAGCCAGAAAAUACAGAAAUCAAAGAAAGAUCUGGUGAAAAAGCAGAGCGCACUUGUAACAAAGACCAAUAACUAUCCACUGAAUCCCCUAACGGUACUGGUCAUACCAGUGUUGAAUCCCAGGCAGAAGAAACUUUGAACUCCCAAACCACUGCGACUGAAAAAGACAAACAUUUAACCCAAGGUGAAGAAAAUAACAAAGAUGACUGCUCAUUCAGAGCCAGAAAAAGAUACAACAGUGCCCACAGAUGACCUGAAGGUUGGCAAGAGAGGACAAAAUAUUUUCAGAGAAUGAGACCAAAUUAAUCCUGGAGCUAUGAUGUAUGAAUGUGUGAGGUUUAUUUGUGAAGAAAAAAUUCUUCUUAAUAUUAAUAAUAUCAAAUAGGAUUGAUUUAAUUGGUAAUGUAUUUAAAUAGUAUCAAAACAAUGUCAUUUAGACUUUUAUAUAACCUUAAAAGUUAACUUGGUUAAAAGAAAAAAUAAAAUAUUUUUUAAAAACUUUUUUUCA